AUGUUUAAAACACAAACAUUCAAAUCUAUAGAUUGUCCAUUCCAAGAUCGGUGUCAUCUUGGCGUUGAGAUAUGUCCUUUUCGACACAAAGACACAAGACAGCAGAUCUUUCAAGUUGCAGAUGAUCUGUCUUUUCUCUUUGGUAUACAAGAUAAACAACCACAACAACAACAAGCACAGACACAACAAGCACAGACAACCCUAUCUUCACCUUUACAACACCAACACCAGCAACAACAAAUACAGCCACAACAAGUACAGACAACUUUAUCUUCACCUUUACAACACCAACACCAGCAACAAAUUCCACAGGUACAAGUACAUCCACAAGUACAACCACAGCAACAGCAACAACAACAACCACUAGAUGAUAUAGGAUUCUUGUUUAAUCCUAAACCUGUGCAACAGUCGCCACAACAACAACAAACUACACCUCCCCUACCACAGCAACAGCAACAGCAACAACCACAACAUAGUCAACAAGCAUAUAAUAAUAACAACCCACAACAACAUAAUGGAAUGGAUAUCGAUAGAGUUAAUCAGCAGCAACAACAACAACAAAAUAAACAAGGUUAUCAACAGCCAUAUAACCAACAGCAACAACAACAGCAACCACAGGGAUAUAAUCAACAGUCGCAGCAGCAACAUGGAUAUAAUCAGCAACAACAGUCGUAUAGUCAGCAACCAGGUUACAAUCAACAACAACAAGGAUACCAGCAGCAACAACAACAACCAUAUAAUCAACAGCAAUCGGGAUAUAAUCAACAGCAAAACUACAAUCAGCAACAACAACAACCAUAUAACCAACAACAAUCGGGAUACAAUCAGCAGCACUAUCAACACCAGACACACAGUCAGCAACAUCAGCAGCCAUAUAACCAACAACAGCACUACCCACAACAGCAGCACCAGCAACCAUACCAACAACAAUCAAACAAUCAACAAUAUAAUGUAUACAAUCAACAAUAUCAGCAACAACCAUACCAACAACAACACCAGCAACAACAACAACAACCAUACCAACAACAGCAUCAACAAUCAUAUCAACAUCAACAUCAACAACCUUAUUCACAACAGCAACAACAACAACAACCACAGCAACAACAACAUCAUUAUCAACAGCAACAUCAACAACCUUAUUCACAACAAGACUAUGGUAAUCAUCAUCAUCAUCAUCAACAACAACAAUCACAACAACAUCACCAUCAUACACAACAUCAACAAUCACAAUCACAACAACAACAAAGUUCAUAUAAUCGACAAUAUUCUAGUCCAUCACCACAACGUUCACAACAACAACAACAAUCACAACAACCACAGGUACCAUCAAUUCAAGAUCCAAGAAAGAAAGCAGCACAACUACCUAUUCCUUACGUUAAACAACAACCCGAAGAUAGUAGCGAUAGUGAAGCAUCCUCUUCAGAGUCACAUUUGAAUCCACCACCUGCCACCGCCCGAAAAGUCAAGGCAAAAGUUAAAGACACCGCUACAUCUCAGCCACCAAAGAAAGUGCUCAAAUUCAACAACGACGACAACGGACAAGAGACCUCUUUACACUCAUCUACCGACUCUUUAAACAACACCAGCAGCAGUGGUGGUAGUAACGUCAGCAAAACACUACCACCCAAGAAACAAUAUAAAUUCGCCAGUACUGGUGAAACAGUAGUUGCCAACACCUAUCCCGUCCCGCUGAAACAGAUGAACUCUUCGACGUCGAUAACGAACGUACCGAUAAUGAUGACCACUGCAACAUCACCUACACUCGGUUCUUCAAAUAACUCACACUCACACUUACACUCACACUCACACUCACUCAAUACAAGUAACUCUAAUAUUAACAACAACAAUAAUAAUAAUACAACAGCACAAGCAUUGUCAUCAACACCUGUCAAACAAGAAGAAGAGAAAUCAACAACGACUACAACGGCAGCUGCAGCAGCACCACCCGUACUUGACGUACAGAAACUAAAGACAUCGAUAUGGAAUCCAUCGCUCAAGAACAUCCUCUCUAAGACACCGUCACAGGAGAUGCAAAAUAUCGUAUCGAACGACAACUACGACGUCACAAAGUGGAAAGAACUUGGCAUUGACAUUGCACUACUACCUACCAUACCAGCUGAAACAAGAGCUAAAGUACCAAGAUCUGUGAGGCAAUCUCAUACUGCAAUCGAUGCAUCGAAAUCCAUCGAGGAGAAACUGUAUUCCACUGCCACCAGUAAAAAUGUUGAAAAUGAAUUACCAAACUAUUUGAAGCAACUGUCUGGUUUAUCGAAUUAA
This is a messenger RNA of Heterostelium album PN500, 2277 nucleotides long. RefSeq lists its product as uncharacterized. The transcript is spliced from 3 exons. The record is from RefSeq and is a predicted model, not a curated record. Bases 1 to 2277 code for a protein of 758 amino acids. NCBI's taxonomy places the organism in Eukaryota, Evosea, Eumycetozoa, Acytosteliales, Acytosteliaceae.